UGACAAAGUGAUUUGGGUCUCGGACGCCGCCGUAGCGGAGAGGAAGCGUGAUCGCGAUGGCGCUGGGUUCGGAGGCGCUGUCGGAGCGGUCGGUGCAGUUCGCCGUGCUGCUGGCCUUCGCUUCUGGGGUGCUGGUGGGCUGGCAGGCAAACCGAGUGCGCAGGCGCUAUCUGGACUGGAGGAAGCGGCGGUUGCAGGACCAACUGUCGGCCACGCAGAAGAAGUUGGACCUGGCUUGAGCAGACAAAAAUGGAAACUGAGAAGCACUAGGAUGAAGUCCUGUUGUGUUUUAAACUCUAUGAAUUGACUUACAGUGCUCUUAUACACACACACAAGCUUGUUCUGAAAAGAAACAGUGAUGGAAUUACCUUUAAUCUGUCAUUCAGAUAGACUGGUACCUCUGCGAAAAAGUUCAACACAUGUGGAAAGGAAGUGCUUCGAUUGUGUAAAUUUGUCUAGUGCCAAGCUUAGAUAAAUUAUUUCCUGGUGUGACACUUGGUGACCUGUAAUGACAGAAUCAGGAUUCUGUGUAUGACUGAAUAAAAUGCCAUUUUCAGAAGUUA
Molecule: messenger RNA, 563 nt
Organism: Sphaerodactylus townsendi
Lineage: Eukaryota; Metazoa; Chordata; Lepidosauria; Squamata; Sphaerodactylidae
Gene: MTLN
Product: mitoregulin
Exons: 2
Coding region: 57-239 (60 amino acids)
Biological process (GO): positive regulation of mitochondrial membrane potential
Cellular component (GO): mitochondrial inner membrane
Source: RefSeq, a predicted model, not a curated record